AUGGAUGAGGGUUUCCAGGGUUCUGGCCGCAGUAAGCCUGAAGCUACAGCACAAGCGGCCUUGGCGGCUUGCAGGUUCUAUGAAUCGCUAGGCUGGCUGGUUAAUCCUAAGGACGCGAAAGGUUUACAGGAAACGACAAACGCCGGCAAGUCCGCAAUGACAGACUCACAUUAUCCAGCUGUAAAGGGGAGCGCCCUUGGAAACCUUUCAUAUCUCGAAGGAGAUACGAAGGAAUUCAAGGACACCGCGAAGUCCACCUUCUUCAUCAACUACCAGAAGAAGGGCUACGGAACAUCAGACAUCACCUACGAGAAACUGUAUGUGCGGGCGCUGGAGACCCUCGCAUGCGGAGACUAUGGGACCAUUGGGGCUGAUAUGUAUUCAGGUGCUGUGAUGUGGUCUCCAAUCGCCAGGCGCACUUCACACACAGACCGACUCCCUCUUCACAAAUCAGAUGCUCCUGUGGUUAAUACCGUGUGCCAGUUCCACCGGCAUACCUAUGGCAUUCUCGUGAAGGCGACAUACGCACUCAGCCCAGAGUUUGUCGCAAAAUUGGAGACCGUUCUAUCACAAGCAGAACAACGCGACGGAACUUCAAAGUUGAGCGAGAGCAAUAGGGUCGCUCUGCAACGUAUAAUCGAGAAGAAGACAAUCGUGGGUGUACACAAUAACAAAAAAACAGCUGCGCAAGAGGCUGCUGUUCAGGGCUGCAUGGCGCUAGACAUCGCGGGAGACCUAAACUAUGUCAUACUACGCUCUGGACAUGCGGACAAGCCCUAUACACGGGAAGACGCGGCACGGAUUCAGAACGGACUACCGCCCAUAAAAAAGAGCUCAAGCGCAAGCGCAGGUCAGACAUUGCAGCCUUUGCACUAUCGAUUGCCAGGAGACCAUCGCAAAGGCGAAGAGCCCUGCAAGAAAAAACACGACCUGCCGCCCGAGAAAAUGUCACUGACGCAGAAGCACAUCGACGAUAUAUAUAUAGUCAUGGACCAGCUGAAGGAUGCUGAGAGAUAUGGACUGCUGAAAAGCCGUAUUGAGGAUCUUAGACCCGCCCACUCUCCGGAUAUGCACUUGCUGGACACCGCACGAGUGUAUGAUCAUCCGGUGGAAGGCUCUGAACUGAACCGUUCCAACGAGCUCAAGAAGAACUUGGAUACGUACUACCACUAUGGUCUGCCGUUGCAGAGGAGUUGGGGCACGACGGGCGAUCUAAUCAAAACGAGGCAGAAUUUGCCAAUCCACGCAAUGCGAGAGGAGAUUCUUGACGUCGUCAACAAUAACCAGGUGGUGGUGCUGCAGGGAGAGACGGGAUGCGGCAAAUCGACCCAAGUGCCGCAGUAUCUGUUGGAGGAUAUGAUCAGUCGCAACCUGGGUCCACGGGCCGAGAUUGUGGUAACACAGCCAAGGCGCAUCUCCGCCAUCUCAUUGGCUGAGCGUGUGGCCGCUGAGCGUGCAGAGCGCCUUGGCGUUAGCACAGGCUACAAAAUCAGACUGGAGAACAAACCACCCACAGUCGAUGGGUCCAUCCUCUUCUGCACCACGGGCGUGUUCCUGCGUAUGCUUGCUGACCCAGCCAGUAAGACCGUCACGCACUUAGUCAUAGACGAAAUACAUGAGCGGGAUCUGCAGAGCGACUAUCUCAUCACAGCUCUGAGGGAUCUGCUGCCCAAGCGACCGGAUUUGCGCGUGAUCCUCAUGUCCGCCACUCUCCAGGCCAAGCUGUUUGCCGACUACUUCAACAGCCAUCACUUGCAAGAAGGUGUGAAGAUAGGCCAGGGGAAGCCCGCGCCCAUUAUCUCUGUGCCUGGGCGGACCUUCCCAGUGACACGGUACAGUGCUGAAGACGUCCUGGCAAUGACUGGGUACAAUCCUGUGCCCGACAUUGAGGCAGCAAAGCCUGGCAAUAAGAACCGCAAGGGUGGCGGGGGUGGAGGCGGGAUUAAGCCCGAGAAGCUUCUGAUGAAAGCACCGGUGAGGUCGUCCGCCUUGGCCACGUUCCCAGAGAAAGGCAUCAAAGUUUCUUCCGACCUCGACCGCAAGAUCCAAGAGAGACUAGCGGCCCUGCGCACGGGUCUGCUGCCCAUGCACAUGAUUGCGGCGACCAUCCAGCACAUCUGCAACCACGAGCCCGAGGGGGCUAUACUCUGCUUCCUGCCGGGGUGGGACGAGAUCAAGACAAUCUCUAACCUCCUGGAGAUGGUGCUGCCCAGGAGCGAUGGCUUCCGCAUUCUGCCGUUACACAGUAGACUCUCGUCAGCGGAUCAGAGAGAGAUCUUCUCACUCGCACGCCCUGGUAUAAGAAAGAUUGUGCUGUCGACGAAUAUCGCCGAGACGUCUGUGACCAUCAACGACUGCGUGUAUGUGGUUGACAGUGGACGCCACAAAGAAAUGUCGUACGAUCCCGAAAUGGGCAUAAACGCUCUACAGAUGUCAUGGGUGUCUAGAGCCGCAUGUAACCAACGCGCCGGUCGUGCCGGACGGGUGAGACCUGGCAAGUACUACUCAAUGGUACCAAAGGCCAUGGAAGAGCAUCUGAUGCCCCAGACAGUGCCCGAGAUCAAACGCGCACCCCUGGACGACAUUAUACUAAACAUCAAGCACCUGCGACUGGCAUCAGGAGAUGUACGCUCAGUGCUGAGUAAAGCGCUCGAGUCUCCCACAGACAUGGCUAUUGAGGACAGUCUGGAUUCAUUAGUGGAUCUGGGGGCCUUAUCGAGACAUAUCACUCCUGGAGCACAUCCGGACGAUCCCCCCACAAAGACCGAAGAGCUGACUCCGCUGGGCGAGGCUCUGGUUAAGUUGCCGUUGGAUGCCAAACUAGGCAAGAUGCUCGUAUACGCCGUGCUACUGCGCUGUGCCGAUCCCAUUCUGACCGUUGCGGCGGCCAUGUCGGCUCCGUCGCCGUGGCUCAUUGUGCCCGAGCAUCAGCGCAACAAACGGGACCAACUGCGCCUGUCAUUGGCCGACGACUGGCAGAGCGACCACGUGGCUCUGAUCAAUGCGUUUAACGGGUACGAAGCCGCACUGAGACACGGAGACGACGCAAACUAUUGCGCCGCGCACUACCUCAACCGAUCUAAUAUGAGAACAAUCGCUAUGCUCAAGAGACGGUUCGCAAAUGUUCUGGAAAGGGUAGGUGUACUUCCCCCUUCCUUAAAUGAGAGGGCUGAGUGUUAUGUAGGUGUACUUUCUUGCCUUGGUAAGCUCAUGUGGUUCGUGGUAGGUAAGGUUUAA
This is a messenger RNA of Sphaeroforma arctica JP610, 3237 nucleotides long. RefSeq lists its product as hypothetical. Lineage: Eukaryota; Ichthyosporea; Ichthyophonida. The transcript is spliced from 19 exons. The record is from RefSeq and is a predicted model, not a curated record. Gene Ontology annotation, molecular function: ATP binding; RNA binding. Gene Ontology annotation, cellular component: nucleus; intracellular anatomical structure. The coding region runs from base 1 to 3237 and encodes 1078 amino acids.